AUGACAGAAUAUCUUGGGCCUAGUGACGAACAAGAAUCCGAUAGGCCGGAUAUGUUACAUGAGGUGCUACUGGUAAAGAUGAACAGGAAACUGUUUCUGGCCCCUAUCGAGUCUUCGCCGGAACGUGUGCUAGACCUCGGCGCUGGAACGGGGCUAUGGGUAAUGGAUUAUGCUGACAACUCCCCAUCAGCGGAGGCUGUUGGAAUGCAUUUGAGCCCGAUACAGCCUCAAUUCGUCCCUCCAAAUGCUAUGUUCUUGGUCGACGACUUCGAAGAUGAUUGGAUCUACCAAGACCAAUUCGACCUCAUCCAUAGUCGAUAUUUGGCUGGGGCUAUGAAGAACCGGCCGAGGCUCAUGACUCAGGCAUACAGGUUGAGCCUCCUACCCUCUCACAACGUGAUCCCCUGGCUUAAUUCGGCAGGUACACGAAGCCUGGGGUAUGGGUUGAGUUUCAGGACUGGGAUGUCGACGUGUAUUCAGAAGAUGGGUCGGCCGAGAAAUCCUACUCGGUGGUUUGUGGCAGUUUCACCAAGGCCCGGGUUUAUGGUUAGCCCAGGUCCGCAUCUAGGUGAGUGGCUCCAAGAAGCAGGGUUUGAAGAGGUUCACGUGAAGAAGUACCGUGCUCCUGUUGGGGGCUGGCCCAAGGAUACAAAACCAUCGGGGUUUUGGAAUCUCUUACAAGCGGAGACUGGCUUUGAGGAGGUUAAUAUGCUUGUAUCCGGGGCGAAAAAGGAUGUCCAGAAUCCUACCGUGCAUACCGUAGCCGGCGUGUAG
Messenger RNA from Aspergillus bombycis, 774 nucleotides. RefSeq names its product class I SAM-dependent methyltransferase. The transcript has 6 exons. Gene Ontology annotation, molecular function: methyltransferase activity. The record is from RefSeq and is a predicted model, not a curated record. NCBI's taxonomy places the organism in Eukaryota, Fungi, Ascomycota, Eurotiomycetes, Eurotiales, Aspergillaceae. Bases 1 to 774 code for a protein of 257 amino acids.